AUGAAGCAAACGAACGGCGACACGGAACUGUUGAUGAACAUCUUACCAGAUGAAAUCGACGGCGUGAAGUUGGAAUGGUUUCACGGUGCAGCUGCGAACAAAACGGAUAAAGAAGCCACUGCUGGUGGAGAUGAUGAUGUUAAAAAUGCGCAAAAUUCUGAUGAAGAAACGCUCGACCUCUCCUCACUAGAGAAGCGC
Messenger RNA from Amoebophrya sp. A120, 198 nucleotides. The record is from the annotation of a GenBank genome assembly. NCBI's taxonomy places the organism in Eukaryota, Dinophyceae, Syndiniales, Amoebophryaceae.